Molecule: messenger RNA, 1031 nt
Organism: Babesia bovis T2Bo
Lineage: Eukaryota; Apicomplexa; Aconoidasida; Piroplasmida; Babesiidae
Product: putative Eukaryotic translation initiation factor 2 subunit alpha
Exons: 3
Coding region: 17-1015 (332 amino acids)
Cellular component (GO): eukaryotic translation initiation factor 2 complex; eukaryotic 48S preinitiation complex; multi-eIF complex
Molecular function (GO): translation initiation factor activity; RNA binding; ribosome binding
Source: RefSeq, a predicted model, not a curated record
GAUUUCAUAUUAUAAUAUGAGCACAAAAAAGACUACUUUAGGUGAUUGCCGUUUUUACGAGCAGAAGUUCCCCAACCCUGGGGACCUUCUUAUGGUAAAGGUGAAUCGUAUUGAAGCUCAGGGUGUAUACGUCUCUUUGCUUGAAUACGAUGACCGUGAGGGUUUAAUUUUAUUAAGCGAGCUUUCGAAGCGUCGUUACAGGAGUAUUAACAAGCUGGUAAAAGUUGGCCGUCAUGAGGUUGUGUUGGUACUUCGUGUAGACCCUGUAAAGGGCUACAUCGAUCUAUCAAAGCGCCGUGUAUCACCUGAGGAUAUUGUUAAGUGUGAGGAGAAGUUUUCAAAGGCUAAGAAGGUUCACCAGACUGUGCGACACAUAGCGCAGAAGCACGGCAUGUCUGUUGAGGAGCUCAACCGUAUAUGUAUUUGGCCGUUAUAUCAGCGUUAUCCCAACGCUUUGGAUGCGCUUAAGGAAGCUGCCAUUAACAAAACUAACAUUUUUAAGGAUCUUCCCAUAGCACCUGAAGUGAUUGAUUCCUUGAUUGCUGACAUCCAGUUACGGCUGACUCCUCAAGCCUUGAAGUUAAGGUGCAUGAUAGAUGUUUGGUGCUUUGGCCCGGACGGUAUUGAGGCUGUCAAGAGUGCCUUGAUGUUGGCUAAGGCCAAUGAGGAGCAUAAUAUUCAGGUUAAGCUCAUCGCACCUCCUCAGUACGAGAUAAUGACCACAUGUCAUGAUAAGGACAAGGGUAUGGACAUUAUAACUACGGCUUUGGAGGAGAUUUCCAAUAAGAUUCGCUCGUACGCUGGUGGCGAGUUUAAGCAGCGUGGUGACAUUAUCAUUGUGGGUGACGAGGACGAGCGUCACUUGUAUAGUUUGUUGGAAGGCCAGGAGAGCAGUGAGGAGGAGGAGGACUCUUCCAGUUCUGAUGAGAGUGAGGAAGAGGAUGAGGGUAUGGGUCGUGUUGACGAGUCGAUGCUACCUCCGGACGCUGUCGAGCCUGAUGCAGAUUCAGAUUAGCUAUUAGGGUCCUCUA